Molecule: messenger RNA, 363 nt
Organism: Aphanomyces astaci
Lineage: Eukaryota; Oomycota; Saprolegniomycetes; Saprolegniales; Verrucalvaceae
Exons: 2
Coding region: 1-363 (120 amino acids)
Source: RefSeq, a predicted model, not a curated record
AUGAAGUGGGAUUGCCCUAAGCGCCAGGAUGAUUUUCGACGAGGCUGGGCGCGAAGUUCGAUUUUCGAAGAACCUCGGCGAAUCGAAGAUGCGGUGCCCAAGGGUCGUGAUGUUCGCACCGAAGUGGCCUGCGGCGCUGUCGUGACGCGUGAAGAAGUGCCUCCAAGCCGUCAAGAAUUUGACCUGCCGAACAUGUCUAUGGACGACAUAUUUUCGUUCCCUGAUGACAGCGACAUGCUGUCCUACUCGCCCGCCUUGGCUGUGGCCACGACAUCCACUCCUCGUGUCGAGACGAUGGCGGCAUACAUGCGUGACCUAUCCGUAAAGAUGGACCAGUGGUUGCGGUCACCACAUGACCGGUGA